Messenger RNA from Bemisia tabaci, 980 nucleotides. RefSeq names its product superoxide dismutase [Cu-Zn]. The record is from RefSeq and is a predicted model, not a curated record. Gene Ontology annotation, molecular function: copper ion binding. Gene Ontology annotation, biological process: superoxide metabolic process. Lineage: Eukaryota; Metazoa; Arthropoda; Insecta; Hemiptera; Aleyrodidae.
CCGGACCCGGUUUUGCUACCCGGAGACCUACGGCAUAGUUUACCUAGCGUACCUACUACCGAUCUCAUCACAACCGCCAAGCCUCAUCCUACUAUACUUUCACUUUCAUCUCUCGGCUAACACGCCAUUACCAAUCUCAAAAGUUGGCUUAUUGAUCUCUUUUAAACUGUUUACUUAUUCCCGAUCAGUUCACACUUUUACGCAGCUCAUUUUGUGAAGCAUACAUCCAUCAGCGCGUUAAAGCCAUCUUGAAGGAGUGAGAACAAUCCUGUUACAAUGCAACCAUUUCUGAUCUUAGCCUCGUUAUCCGUUAUAAUUCUGUGUGGCUCAUUUUUCAUCGCGGAUGGAGACUUCGCACCAGAUAAUUGCCCUCUCCGCGCAGUGGUUGUUUUAAAGGAGGAUGGAGUUGGAGCAAAAUGUUAUGGAUACGUGGAAUUUUGCCAAAGCUACCAGUCUUACGAGCCAGUUUUCAUGCAACUAAAUAUUUAUGGUCUCUCACCUGGACUCCACGGGAUGCAUGUUCAUGAGAAGGGAGAUUUGAGGCAAGGCUGCAACUCCACCGGUGGCCAUUUCAACCCAUUCAAUAACAAACACGGAGACCGUAACGCGCAGUUCCGUCACCUGGGGGACCUGGGGAACAUCGUGGCGGACGGGUCGGGGCGCGCGGUCUACCAGCUGGACGACCGUCUCAUCUCCCUCCACGGGGACUACAGCAUCCUCGGCCGGGCCCUCGUCAUCCACGAAAAGGAAGACGAUCUCGGUCUCGGCGGGAACCUAGAAAGUCUCAAGACGGGCAAUGCUGGACGAAGAGUCGCCUGCGGCAUCAUCGGCAAGCUAUAAAUCUUCCGCUCCUCUUCUGCCGUGCCCAGGAAAAAAAGACAUGAGAACAUUCGGACGUUGCCAGAUAUUCUUCAUAAAAACACAUUUUUGGAUAAUUGGACGUAUUUCUAUCAAACGGAACUAAGCGCCAUAGGGGGAGG